Messenger RNA from Erigeron canadensis, 775 nucleotides. Its product is annotated as G-type lectin S-receptor-like serine/threonine-protein kinase At4g27290. The record is from RefSeq and is a predicted model, not a curated record. Lineage: Eukaryota; Viridiplantae; Streptophyta; Magnoliopsida; Asterales; Asteraceae. The transcript is spliced from 2 exons. Bases 23 to 775 code for a protein of 250 amino acids.
AGUAAAAACUAGCAAGAUCUUGAUGGACACAGCAGCCAUUUUCAUUCUUAUGAUUUUUUUACUUUUCUUUCACAUGAUUCAUGCUGCUGAACUCAAUACCAUUUCAAAUACACAAUUCUUGACGGAUGGGGACACAUUGGUCUCGGAGACUGGCAUUUUCGAACUGGGAUUUUUCCAGCCGGAUGGGUCUGAGAAUGUUUAUCUAGGGAUCUGGUACAAGAAUAUCACUGUUCGAACAGUUGUUUGGGUUGCCAACAGGGACCAUGCGGUCCUCAGUGUAACACCACUUGUGUUAAAGAUUGUUGAUCCAGGAGCACUGGUCCUCUUUAACAAUAUGAGCAUGAUUUGGUCAUCUAAUACAACGACAUCAGGGAAUGCAAAUGCACGGCUUCACGACAGUGGAAAUCUAGUCUUAGUGGACCAACAAGAAAAGGUUAUGUGGCAGAGUUUUGAUUAUCCAACUGAUACUCAACUACCUGGAAUGAAAAUAGGGAGAGAUUACAUAAAAGGCAUCGAAUGGCGUCUAUCAUCAUGGAAGAGCAGCCAAGAUCCAGCUUCAAGUGAUAUUACGUGGGGGGCAAACAUACACGGUUAUCCUGAAAGCAAACUAAAACAAGGUGCAGUGGUCAUAUACCGUGGUGGACCAUGGAGUAAUCAACGCUUUCCUGGGUUGAUGGCGUCGACCUUGACAUAUGACGUGCUUAUUAUUAAAGACGAGGACCAUCCUGAAUUCAUCUGGACACCUAGAAGCUUAUGGGUGGGUAGACGCGAGUAA